CCAAUGGCCCGGGGAUUAACUUAAUACACUUCCUCUAUAUUGCAAUCUUUCAUCUCCAUCAUCUUCGGUUACCAGGCCUCUGGGGGUUUCUCCAAAAUUACCAUCAAAAUGAAGUUUCACAUGGUCUCUACAGUGCUCUUUAGCACAUGCCUCACAUUGGCCCAAAUUCUGGGUUUGCCUAGCUGCUCUAUGCAAUGUUUUAUCAAUGGCAUGACUCACGACGGAUGCUCGAAUCUGUCUGACUUUGCUUGUCACUGCCGACAGCCCUCUCUUGUAACUGAGGUGACUCCCUGUGUCCAACAAGCUUGUAAUGAGCAAGACCAGUCGUCCGUCUCCAACGUUGUGGUGACCGAAUGCUCCAGCGUUGGUGUUCCAAUCUCCGUCCCUCCAGUUGGUCGUGGCUCAACUAGCACGAGUAUCCCAGCGACAGGUGGAAACGCGACUCCAACAUAUGGCCCCGUCAGUCCCUCCGGUCCCAUAGUGACUCUUCCCACGUCAACACCGAUAAUAUCGUCUUCAACCCCUGUGGGCUCCUCGUCUUCUGUGCCUGUUUCAUCCAACAUUGCUUCCCCAUCAAGCCCGGCUUUUCCGUCGCCUCCAUUUCUUGGGGGAGCUAGGUCCUUAAGUUCCGGGGGUAAAGUGGCUGGCGCAGCUGCUGCUAUCCUGGGUUGGUAUUUGGCCUGAAGGCGUGGCUUACAUUGGCCUUUGUUCGUGUCCAAGGAAGGCCUGUUAGAAACUGCGAGCGCCAGGUCUGGAUACAUACAAGGAGAAGGAAUUCAUGGGUGGUGGCUAUUAUAUUCUUGAUUAGGUUGCUUAUUGAUUGUGUCUGUAACUAAGGUUGCUGACUUAUUUAUAAUAUUGGAUAUCGCCGACG
Molecule: messenger RNA, 874 nt
Organism: Aspergillus versicolor CBS 583.65
Lineage: Eukaryota; Fungi; Ascomycota; Eurotiomycetes; Eurotiales; Aspergillaceae
Product: CFEM domain-containing protein
Exons: 3
Coding region: 109-684 (191 amino acids)
Source: RefSeq, a predicted model, not a curated record